GGGCUGCCUAGCUUUUUAAGUGCCCGGUUCCUCCUAUCAGUCUUAAGGGAUCUUUUCCAAAAGUGUUCGUGAAGGAGGUGAGAUGUGGCGGCUGGUGUGGUUGCUGGCGGGAGUGACCGCAAUCCCCCCGCACCAGGAGACGGCACGGGUCGCCCGCUUCGUGGCCCAUAUGUGUGACUGGGGCGCGCUGGCUACGAUCUCCACGCAGGAUCCUCCGAUGCGAGGCCAGCCCUUCGCCAAUGUCUUCUCCGUCAGUGACGGGGCGGUGGGAAAAAGUAGUGGGGUCCCUUAUAUGUACCUGACGGACCUGGAAAUCUCAGUGCAUGACCUGAAGGUGAAUGCAAAUGCCUCCCUAACCAUGUCCUUGGCACAGACUUCUUAUUGCAAGAAGCAAGGUUAUGAUCCCCAAGAUCCUCUAUGUGCCCAUGUGAUCUUCUAUGGCGUAGUUGAGAAGGUUCAGAAUGGUACAGAAGCUGAUUUUGCAAAGACAGCACUGUUCAGUAGACAUCCUGAAAUGGCAUUUUGGCCUGUAGGGCAUAACUGGUUUUUUGCCAAACUGAACAUCAUCAACAUCUGGCUUCUAGACUUCUUUGGUGGAAUCAAAACUGUGACUCCAGAAGACUAUUUUAACGCUGUACCCUAGGAUUAACAUUUUUUGGAUGCAACUGAACAUCUCUCCUUUCACUAAGCAGUUCCAUAACAAGAAGAUAAGGACUCUAUGGGAACUGGGCAAAACUCCAAAUUUGCAUAUUCAUUUAAAAGUCUGAAAUUCGUGCCAAGAAAUCUAAUUCUAUGAACACAUUUUUUAGGAUAUGCAAACUGACACAGCCUGCAUAAUUCGUUUUGCCUUUAAGACUCAGAUUUUUAAAGAGAGUUCACUAUUUUUCAGCAAGUCUAUAAUAAUUCAGCUAGGGCAAGAAGAAUAUGGUCGUAAAACAGAAGUAAAUGAAAAUUUGGGAGAAGAAAAAG
Molecule: messenger RNA, 969 nt
Organism: Thamnophis elegans (Western terrestrial garter snake)
Lineage: Eukaryota; Metazoa; Chordata; Lepidosauria; Squamata; Natricidae
Gene: CREG1
Product: cellular repressor of E1A stimulated genes 1
Exons: 4
Coding region: 83-643 (186 amino acids)
Source: RefSeq, a predicted model, not a curated record